CCUUAAUACCGCUGUGGAGACUGGAUUUCGCACGAACAGUCUGAGCUUGCGCGGUGCUUUCGGAAGGCGCGUCCUGGUUUGCUCGUCUCUCUGCGCUCAGGGGCUUUUACUCGUCGACAAGCUUCCGUGCUGGAGUGUGCGCGUCUGGUUGAAGCGAAAAAGGAAAAGAAGAAAAAAGAAGAGUAGUCUCGUUCGCGUUCGAUCGGGUUAGCAUUUUUAAUAGAAGAGAUAUUCGGACCGGAAACGGUUGAUAGAGUCGUUUAGCUUGCGAAAAUGUAAUGAUCGAGUGGAUCGGUUGUCUGGAAAUUAUCUUUGUCGAGUGAAGAUUACAGUCUGUGUUGCGGAUCGUGAGUGAAGCACCUUGCGGAGGAGCUCCCAUGGCGUGAAAAUCGAAAGCACAGUUCAACGAUAUUUCUUCGCGGAAGUUUGAAGUUUGAUAACAAUCAGGAUGCACGCGGUUGGAUUGCAUUCGGCGCUGGCCAUCAAGCGUCAAAGAAAGCGCCGGGACGAGCAGCGUCGUGCCCGUGAGCGUCGUUAUAGCGCACAAUCGGGCGAGAGUGGCUUGACAUCGCCAAGGGCUUCGACCGGUUCCUUGGAUCAUCCCCCGAGACAUCAUAAAUCCGGACAUCCGAAUCGUUUAGUUGGCCAAGGCAUGCUGGAAACGAAGGUGGUCACAUCGAUUGGGAUGCUCCACAUCGGUGUCGUCUUUUUAGUCCUCGGAGCUUUCCUUCUGAUGAGUGGUUUGUUACCGGGAGACCUGGCUCAAUGGGGUACCAAAGCUUCCGGUGGAUGGUGGAACGAGUUAGUGGCUAUAGGGUUGUUCGCCAUCAUCGUCGGUAUAUUCUUGAUAGUCUUGAACAGAGUGAUCGCAAAGAAAGAGGAGAACGAUCUAGAAGAAUACGUGCAAAGGCAGUUGACCAGAUCAAGGUCGGGACACAGGCUAGAGAGGGAUGUCGAAACGGGAGGACUGACCACCAAACAAGCUAGAAGAGCAAGGCAAAUGCAACAAGUGAUGUCAAGUGAAUCUAUCGAGUCACAAAAUGAGAAAGAUUCUGGUUCUCCACCCAGAAGUCCUCCUCCUGCUUAUUCGCCACCUCCGACGAUGAACGGAGAUCAACAGACGGCACAAUCCACACUGUAUCUCGAACAAAUCACCGAGGAGGAGAUUAUCAGCGAUCGCGUCGAAACGUCAACAACCAACAGCCUGAGUCCUGGCUCGCCGAGCGAGACCCGAGAAUUGUUGCAGAACCCUCGGCACUCGAAGCAGAAUGGAAACCCGCAGCAGAUUCAUCGAUCGCUUUAUGUGUCCAGGAUCUAAAUAAUGGGAAAAGUUUGAUACCCCUUCCAAGUUUGAACAAGCACGAGAAGUUCGUAUCGGGAGCAAAUUCGAGGGAGAAAAUUUUUACGAGGACAAGCUUUUUUAUAACUAGAAACGGCGUACCUUUGCAUCUAGGUUAUUUUAUUAAUUAUUUUUAUUGAAAAUGGAUAAACAAAGCGAAAGUGGAAUUU
This is a messenger RNA of Megachile rotundata (alfalfa leafcutting bee), 1509 nucleotides long. RefSeq lists its product as uncharacterized. The record is from RefSeq and is a predicted model, not a curated record. NCBI's taxonomy places the organism in Eukaryota, Metazoa, Arthropoda, Insecta, Hymenoptera, Megachilidae.